This is a messenger RNA of Rasamsonia emersonii CBS 393.64, 1404 nucleotides long. Its product is annotated as Phospholipase C. The coding region runs from base 1 to 1404 and encodes 467 amino acids. Gene Ontology annotation, biological process: phospholipid catabolic process. The record is from RefSeq and is a predicted model, not a curated record. The transcript has a single exon. Lineage: Eukaryota; Fungi; Ascomycota; Eurotiomycetes; Eurotiales; Trichocomaceae. Gene Ontology annotation, molecular function: hydrolase activity, acting on ester bonds.
AUGAAGCCCGACAUUGCCCUUACCGGUCUGCUCACGGUUCUGGCCGCAGCCUCCGCGGCUGCCCAGCCCGUCAACAACAAUAACAAUAACAAAAACGCUCCCUUUGGAUACAAGUCCGGUUCACCCGAGUCGAUCAAGAACCUGAAGGACAAGAUCCAGAACGUCGUCUGGAUCCUCCUGGAGAACCGUUCGUUCGACAACAUUCUUGGUGGUUUCAAGCGUCCGGGCUUUGACAACCCCGCCAACAAUGGCCCCUUCUGCAUCCCCCAGAACGUGAGCAACCCCAACAGCCCGAAAUGGUGCACCAAGGCCAAGGACUUUGACUCGGUCCUGAACGACCCCAGCCACUCUGUGACCGGCAACAACAUGGAGUUCUACGGCACCUUCUCGCCGGACAACGCGGCCAUCGCGUCCGGCAAACUGCAGCCUUCCCAGCAGGGUUUCGUCGACAUGCAGCUCGUCUCGUACCCUAAGCUGGACCCCCAGGUUGCGGCUGAGCAGGUGAUGGGCUACUACACGGAAGACGAGAUCCCCACCAUUGCCAACCUGGUCGAUGAGUUCACCGUCUUCAACCGCUGGUUCUCCUGCGUGCCUGGACCGACAAACCCAAACCGACUGUGCGCGUUGGCCGGAACCGCUGCCGGCCACGGUACCAACGACAACAGCUUCGAUGUCUCUGGCAUUGACAUCAAGGGCAUCUUCCAAGUGGCCGACGAGAAAGGCGUGUCGUGGAAAAACUACGACGGCACCAACGGCGCCUUCCUUCCGGAUGCCCUGUUCUUCAACUACACGGCCAAGUACAAGAAGCAGAACGUUGUGCCGUUGGAGAACUUCUUCCAGGAUGCCUAUCUGGGCUUGCUGCCCCAGCUGUCGUACAUCAACCCGUCGUGCUGCGGGCUGGACACCAACUCGAUGCACCCGACGGGCAACGUCUCCUUCGGCCAGGUCUUUGUGAAGCAGAUUUACGAGGCGGUGCGCAAUGGCCCCCAGUGGGACAAGACCCUGAUCCUGCUCACGUACGACGAGACUGGUGGUUUCUACGACCACGUGCCCCCGCCGCUGGCCGUUCGCCCGGACAACCUGACCUACACGGAGAAGGCCCCCGACGGCAGCACCUACACGCUCACGUACAACCGGUUGGGAGGACGGAUGCCGACGUUCCUGAUUUCGCCGUACGCGCCGAAGGGUUAUGUUGAGCAGGAAGGCAUUGACCCUGCCACUGGCAACUCUUCAGUCUACAGUGCCACGUCCGUCCUGAAGACUCUUGGCUACCUGUGGGACCUUGAAGACCUUACGCCUCGCGUGUCGCACUCGCCGGCGUUUGACCACCUGAUCGGACCGCAGCUGCGCAGCGACACUCCUACGACUCUGACCACUCCUCACACCUUCCCGACGGAUGUGUAA